AUGGCUCUUUGGACACCCUACGCUGACGAAGCCGCCUUGGACUUGUCAAAGACGGCACAAGAAACAGUGACGUACUCGCGAGAGUAUUACGCUACUCAGUUAACAGUUCCCCCGGAUUAUUUACCCUACAAUGGGUAUUACGCACCAGUGGGACAAAUAUCGCCCGGAGGCAGUUCUUCAGGAUACGAUUCAGUGUCGUUCAGCCCUAUGACGCCGCGACAUGUGACGCUAUCACCGCCCGCGUCGCCUACCGAGGUCACUUCAAAGAGGUCCUACCACAUGAUAGACGCUGAUUGUCUAUCAGACGACCCGGACUUCCAAGAGUUUGAAAGAAACGCUUUAAGAGUGAUGGCGGAGAAAAAUGGUGGUGCCUUAUUAGGCAACAACCCGCGCAUGCGCCGAGCUGUGAGAUCCACGCAGUCCGACGCCGGAGACGACGCGUACAGGCGCCAGAGAGAGAGGAAUAACCACGCUGCCAAGCAGAGUCGCGACAGGAGGAAGCUGAGGGAGAUACAUCUCGCCCUCAAAGUCACCUACCUCAGGAAAGAGGUUGCCGCGCUAAAAGCAGCCUUGAGUACGAGAGUCUGUGGUCGAUGUCAGCAAACCUGCCUUUGCUGA
Molecule: messenger RNA, 618 nt
Organism: Helicoverpa armigera (cotton bollworm)
Lineage: Eukaryota; Metazoa; Arthropoda; Insecta; Lepidoptera; Noctuidae
Product: hepatic leukemia factor
Exons: 1
Coding region: 1-618 (205 amino acids)
Biological process (GO): regulation of DNA-templated transcription
Molecular function (GO): DNA-binding transcription factor activity
Source: RefSeq, a predicted model, not a curated record